AUGCGACGGGAAGAAGUGGCAUUUGGAAGUGUUGCUGACUUAACAUUUAGGUUUCAACAUAACAAAGCUUGCAUUGUCUUUUCGCACUUAGGCGCACAGCGUGCCAUUGAUUCUUCAAAAUGGUCAAGAGUUGCUCCAAAGACUCGGAAUCGUGAUGAAGAGGAUGAAGAGCGAAAUAGAAGGCACCAAUUCUUGACGAAGCGAUCCGAAGAAGAGUUUCGCAAAUUUGCUCAAAUCAUGCCAUGUGAGAAUGUUAUAGAGUUUCUUCCGCCUUUUUGUGAAGAUGAGAUAAAAGAGAAUAUCUUUUUGUUAUCGUUGAAAUGGGGGAGUCAAGGGGUUAAAGAUGAUGGAAAGGAAAGAGGGCGUUUUCUUUUCUGUUAUGGUGGUUAG
Messenger RNA from Vicia faba (fava bean), 390 nucleotides. The record is from the annotation of a GenBank genome assembly. NCBI's taxonomy places the organism in Eukaryota, Viridiplantae, Streptophyta, Magnoliopsida, Fabales, Fabaceae.